Messenger RNA from Juglans microcarpa x Juglans regia, 513 nucleotides. RefSeq lists its product as uncharacterized. Bases 1 to 513 code for a protein of 170 amino acids. NCBI's taxonomy places the organism in Eukaryota, Viridiplantae, Streptophyta, Magnoliopsida, Fagales, Juglandaceae. The record is from RefSeq and is a predicted model, not a curated record. The transcript has a single exon.
AUGGGAAAUAAAGGGCUUGGCAGUGGCAAGGGGGGAACUAGACUGACACACCUCCUCUUUGCAGAUGAUUGCAUUAUCUUUGGGAGCGCAAGUUGGAAGGAAUGGAAAAAAGUUAGCUCUAUACUGAAAUUAUGUGAACAAGCUUCGAGGCAAUGCUUGAUCAAGCAAAAAUCCACUAUUAUGUUUAGCUCAAAUGGCAGAAAAGAGGAAUGGGGACAGAUUGCUCAAGAUGUUGGGGCAAGGGUACAAAAUAAUUAUGAGAAAUAUCUAGGCCUACCCACAAUGGUGGGUAGGUCUAAAUACAACACAUUCCGAGGCAUUAAAGAUAAAAUUUGGCUAAAGAUUAAUAACUGGAAAAACCAGUUUUUAUCACCAGCUGAGAAGGAAGUUCUCUUGAAAGCUGUUAUUCAGUCCAUAUCUACUUUCCAUAUGUGUUUUUGCUCUACCAAAGAGGUUAUGCAAGGAGGUAGUAGCCUUAAUGUCAAGGUUUUGGUGGGGCCACAAAAGCAAUGA